UUCUAGCCAAGCCCCGUCGGCGAGGCAAGGACGGGAAUGGGAACAGAGUUGUGGCGUAGGGCUAAGUCGGGUCUCGACAGGGCGUCGGAUCUUGCCUUGUAGGUUGCAGCAUUAGUCGAACGCUGGCAAGGCUUGGCACCCUGGUUCCCGGUGCUACUAGUAGUUAUAGUAAGUUGUAUCGCCACGGCCAGAUAAGGUGAUGACGAGCAUUGCCUGUUCUAGUCAUCAAGCCGAGAGGACCAACGAUUACUCUGUUUCUCCAUCCGCUACUCAUCACAUCCACAGUCACAUCGAUUCCACAACCAUGGCAGCUGUGGCCAACUAUCUGCAAGACUCGGAGGUCCACAAGACGGAAAAGCCAUACAGGUUCAGCGGGCCGGACCUGGGAUUCCCGGCAUCCAACGUCGCCUUCCAGCCAAGUGAGUUGUCCGUAACCGAUCUCCGGACCGUCCCCCACUUCCGGCCGACCCUGGAGACGCACGGGUUUUGUUUCAUCGAGAACAGGUCCGCCGAGCUGCCCGCUCUCGAUCAUGAGAGCAACUCCAAGGCUUACGCCGUGGAGAUGGCGGGGUUGGUCAAGGAGCUUGUCGGUGCUACACGAGUGAUCCCGAACCAUGUUCUGCUCAGAAGCGCAAACAAGGCACAUGGAAGAGCCGGUGUUGGGACCGAGGCGCACAUCGACACAUCCGCUUUCGACGCCUGGGACAGGAUACGCGGCAUGAUGACUCUAGAAGAACAAGAGGGCGUGCUGUCGGGCAAGCUGCGAGCACGGAUCAUCAAUCUCUGGCGGCCUAGGGUCAACCACGCCGAGGACUUCCCGCUGGCGGUGCUCGACCCCACCACGGUCGACCCCGAGAAGGACCUGGUGUGCCUCGAUCACAUCUCGCAGGUUACGGUCGCCGAGACGAUGUACAUCCGGCACAACCCCAACCACCGGUGGUACUGGCUCGGCAACCAAACCCCGGACGAGGCCGUGCUGUUCACCCAGUACGACACGCACCCGCCGGCGAAUUCGCUGCACUUUGGCGUCGCACAUUGCGCGUUUCGGAACCUGGCGGCCCGCCCAGGAUGUCCUCCGCGCCAGAGCGUCGAGCUGCGGCUCACGGUUCUAGAACCGGCUCCGUAUGAAAGGGCUGUCACCGUCCUCGACCCGCACCCGCCCGAGACGCGCAAGCAGCCGUGGAAUGGGCGGGUCCAGUUCCUGGCGCCGCCAGUCAAGUAUGUGCCGACGUUUACGCGGGAGGAGUUGGCGCUUGCAUAAGCCACGAGGGAGUAGGCACAAGAAAUAGUAAUGGAAGAAUCUAGAGAAUUGGGGGUUGCAGGAAUGACAGUUGUGGGAACAGUAACAUUACAAUAGUAUCCUCCAGCAAGGAUGAAAUAAUUGAACAGGUAGUACAAGACAACUGCUCAAUUUGAUGUG
Chaetomium strumarium is the source of this 1420-nucleotide messenger RNA. RefSeq lists its product as uncharacterized. NCBI's taxonomy places the organism in Eukaryota, Fungi, Ascomycota, Sordariomycetes, Sordariales, Chaetomiaceae. The transcript has 5 exons. The record is from RefSeq and is a predicted model, not a curated record. The coding region runs from base 200 to 1261 and encodes 353 amino acids. Gene Ontology annotation, molecular function: oxidoreductase activity.